AUGCCGUCCCCGCACGCCUCAGCAUCCUCCUCUUCAUCAUCCAAGCGCACCAGGCCCGCACGACGCCCGUCGCGCCCCGCCCUCGAACGCAAUCUACAGAUCCUCAGCCGACUCGACCCUCUGCUGCCCCCAGACUUACCCACGGCCUCGAGCUCCCGAUCACCCGCGCCGGGCUCGAAGCGGAACUCGGACCACCUGGGCAGCAACCAGGACAGCAAGCGCCAACGAGUCGCGGCCGACGGCAAUCGCCGACACGAGCACGGCGUGGACGGUGUCGACGACGCCCGGCAACAGCCGCAGCACCCCGUCCAUCAGGCGGUCCAAGCCCCGAUGCCGAUUGUCCGCCCGCGCCGCCGGCUCGACCGCACGAACGAGAUCUGGACGAGAAAGGCGGCAGAAUACCGCGAACUGGCCCGCAAGCUCAAAUUCUCGGGCGAGGCACACAACUCAGCCUCGUUCGCGCCCAACUCCUCAAGCUACAAGGCGCUAAAGAACCCUCCACCACCCGGCGAUCCCUACCACCAGCACAUGUCCCUCAUGGCCCGCCUCGAGCUCAUCGACUCGCUCAUCUGCUUCGCAUACUCCCACUGGCUCUCGGACUAUUCGGCCAAGUCAUGUAACACUGUCGCCUGGCGAUCCAACGCCGGACUCACCUCGGUCGUUUCCCAAUUGUGGGCGACCGACGCAGUGGACGAGCGCGAGAAGUGCUUCAACGGACUAGUUCUCCUCAUCGACGGAUUUGUAAACUCGCGCAUCGUCGCCUACGAGCAGAUCCGCUCAAAGGGCGACUUUGCGAAGCUCGACGCCGAGCGCAAUCGCGUGUACGCACGCUCCAAGGCGGACAAGGAGAAGAAAGUCCGCGCCGAGCGGGCCGCCGCUCAGGGACCUGCCAACUCUCUUCCUUCGCCCGCAAGUACGAGUACCCCUGGCAGCGCGGACUCCAGUACCCCAAAGGAGAAGGAGCUCAGCCCGCAAGACUUUGAACUCAACCGGAACGAGUGGGCCAAGGAGUUCAUCGGCAUCCCCGGCCCUGUCGCCGACGAGGCGCUAAGCCUGGCCAGUGCCGCCGGCUCUGCACGCCGAGCUCUGACAUACGCACCGUCCAGCUUGAACUUGCGCACGCUCAUGAUCCACUUCCCCAAGACAUUUGCGCGCGUGUUGUACAGCACGUUGCAACAUGACGACGAGGCGGAGCCCGAUAUGGAGGACAAGGACGGCGAGCUCUACUGGCCUAGUACACCGAGCUCCGGCGAGGGCAUCGGUUGGGUCUGCCUGCUCGGCAAAGCCAUGAUUUCUGAAUUUGGCAGCACGAUUGGCUACCGUGGCUAUGACGGUUGCGUGCCGAAGGUGGCCGAACCGAAGCAACAGGAACAAUGA
Peniophora sp. CBMAI 1063 is the source of this 1377-nucleotide messenger RNA. NCBI's taxonomy places the organism in Eukaryota, Fungi, Basidiomycota, Agaricomycetes, Russulales, Peniophoraceae. The record is from the annotation of a GenBank genome assembly.